CCACAUCUCUAGAAAACAACCCCUAAAAUAAUCCAUUAUUUUUAACAACUUUGAACUCUUUUGACCCUUCUUCAUUCCAAAGUUCCAAUCAUUACCCAAAAAAACCAAUCCUCCCUCCUCAAAACGAUACCGUUUUUCUCAUCCUUUUUCACUUUUAGUUUUCCCCUUUCUGCACAUCACUCCCACAACCAAAAAACACCACUCUAAAAAUCUCCUCUCUUUCUUUCUUUCUCCAUUUCCAUGGCUUCCCAAAUCCAUUGAUUUCCACCAUUUAUAACUAAAAUGAAGCUUUAUUUUCACCUUCUUUUCACCUUCCUUUUCCUCUAUCUCAUCAUCCCAUUUUCCUUCUCUUUAGAUGAUGAUGUAAAAUGCUUACAAGGAGUAAAAUCCGCACUUAAUGACCCAAAAAAUCUUCUUUCAAACUGGAAGUUCGACAAUAUUUCAGUAGAUUCAAUCUGCAAAUUAACUGGAGUUGCAUGUUGGAAUGAAAAAGAAGAUCGUAUCAUCUCAUUACAGCUUCCAUCAAUGUCAUUAUCAGGAAAUUUACCAUCAUCACUUCAAUAUUGUAGAAGUUUACAAAGUUUGAUUCUAUCGGACAACAAAAUUUCUGGUGAAAUCCCACCUCAAAUCUGUGAUUGGUUGCCAUAUUUAGUAACUCUAGAUCUUUCUGGUAAUGAGUUUACAGGUUCAAUUCCUAUUCAAAUUGAAAAUUGUAAGUUCUUAAAUAGUUUAAGUUUGAGUGAUAAUAAGCUUUCUGGGUCAAUUCCUUUUGAGAUGGGUAGAUUAGAUAGAUUGAAAAGGCUUUCCCUUGAAAGAAAUCAACUCUCUGGGGCUGUUCCUGAUGAUUUAGGCAAAUUUGGGCAGAGUUCUUUUAGUGGGAAUGCUGGGUUAUGUGGGAGUGUAAUGGGAUCCAAAUGUGGGAAAAAUGGGGGUUUGAAGGUUGUUCUUAUUGGUGGUGUUGUUGGUGGCGGGGCAUCUUUUUUAUUAGGGUUUAUGAUUUGUUAUUGGUAUUGUAGGGAUACUAAGAAUAAGAAGAAAGAUUGUAAUGUUGAUGAUGAAAAAGGUGUGAAAUUUGUGGGAUGGGUAGGAAAAUUGGGCAACUAUAAGAAUGUGCAAGUAGUUUUGUUUGAGAAGAGUAUUGUGAAGAUUAGAGUAGGUGAUUUGUUGGUAGGUACAAGUUUUUUUAGUGAUGAAAAUAUUGUGGGAUCGACAAAGACCGGAGUGACAUAUAAGGCGGUGUUGAAGGAUGGAUCGGUUUUAGGGGUGAAGAGAUUGAGAGGAGGGUGUAAUAAGGUGAAUGAGAAGGAAUUUAGGAUGGAAAUUAGUAGAUUGGGUGAGUUGAGGCAUCCGAAUUUGGUGCCAUUGUUAGGGUUUUGUUUAGUGGAGAAUGAGAAAUUGGUUGUUUUUAAAGAUAUGAGGAAUGUGAGUUUACAUUCGAUGUUGCACGUUUGUGGUGGUGGCGAUGGGGGAGGUGAUGAGGCGAGGAGUGUGUUGGAUUGGCAAAUUAGGGUUAAGAUCGGUGUUGGUACAGCUCGAGGUUUAGCUUGGCUUCAUCAUGGGUGUCAGCCUGCGAUAAAGCAUCAAAAUCUUUGCUCUGAUGUGAUACUUCUCGAUGAUGAUUUGGAUGUUAGGAUUACCGAUUUUGGAUUAGUUAGACUCAUGGGGAUGGGGAAUUCGAAUGGAAGUUCGGUUGCAAAUGGGGAUUUCGGGGAAUUUGGUUAUGUUCCACCCGAGUAUGCUAGUACAUUGGUUGCAUCUUUGAAAGGUGAUGUUUAUGGUUUUGGUGUGAUUCUUUUGGAGUUGAUUACAGGCCAAAAACCACUUGAAGUUAGUAAUGCAAGAGAAGGAUUUAAAGGAAGUUUAGUUCAUUGGGUGACUUAUUUGUCUAGCUUGGGUAAGAUCAAGGAUGCAAUUGAUAAGUCCUUGUGUGGUAAGGGAAAUGAUGAUGAGAUUAUGCAAUUGCUUAGAGUCGCUUGUUCGUGUGUGGCAUCGAGGCCUAAGGAUAGACCAUCGAUGUUUCGGGUUUAUGAAUCCCUUAAGAACAUUGCUGAGAAUCACGGUUUUUUAGAGCAAUACGAGGAAUUUCCUAUGAUCUUGGAUGAACAAGAAAUCGAUUAAAUCCAUCCAUAACAUGUUACUAAUUUUCUUUGUAUUUGUUGAGUUGCUUGUUCGUUUGUGGCUUUGAGACUUAAGGAUAGGCCAUCGAUGUUUCGGGUUUACAAAUCCCUUAAGAACAUUGCUGAGAAAAUCACGGUUUCUUAGAGCAGUACGACAAGUUUCAUAUGAUCUUGGACGAACAAGAGAUCGAUUAAAUUGAUCCAUAAGAUGUCAAUUUUCAUGGCUUGUUUUGAACCAAUCCAUUUUGUAUUUGUUGAAGUUUGUAUCUUUCCAUGUUAUAAUUGCUGGAUGUUUCUGUAUCAUAGAAAAUUUUGUAUGCAAUCCAUUGUCUGUGCUUUAUUGUUCUCACUAGGAGUAUUUCCUUGUAAUUUACCCUAGUAUGAUUUAGUAGUCCUUUUGUUUUUCAACAUAGUAUACUCAUUUUUAAGCUCCA
Messenger RNA from Amaranthus tricolor (Joseph's coat), 2551 nucleotides. Its product is annotated as probable inactive receptor kinase At1g27190. The record is from RefSeq and is a predicted model, not a curated record. Lineage: Eukaryota; Viridiplantae; Streptophyta; Magnoliopsida; Caryophyllales; Amaranthaceae. Bases 283 to 2118 code for a protein of 611 amino acids. The transcript has a single exon. Gene Ontology annotation, molecular function: protein binding; ATP binding; protein kinase activity. Gene Ontology annotation, biological process: protein phosphorylation.